Molecule: messenger RNA, 747 nt
Organism: Rhizopus microsporus ATCC 52813
Lineage: Eukaryota; Fungi; Mucoromycota; Mucoromycetes; Mucorales; Rhizopodaceae
Exons: 2
Coding region: 1-747 (248 amino acids)
Source: RefSeq, a predicted model, not a curated record
AUGCAGUGUGAACAACAGGUUACAGCAGAACCAGUCGUUGCAGAUGUAAAGAAAGAAGAGCAACAUGAUACCCCUAUAAAACCAGAAGAACAAACAACAGUGUUGCUUCAACAAGAACAGCCCAUGGUACCCUUACAACAACAACAACAGCAACAACCAUUACAAACAACUUUAGUGACUACAAAAGUACCAGUAUCAACACCUGAUACUUCUACAAUAACAACAACUGCAACAGAGUUGAUACCUCCUGAAUCAACGAUUAGCACAAUUACGACGUUUGAAGAGAUUCAAAAGCAACUUAAAAGCACACUAGAUCACAUUGAACAAAGAAACAUGGUAAGCGGCUUUCAGACACUAAGCAAAGCGACUGCUGCUGUCGUCGAACACUGUGAACAGCUAGGCCUUACAUCCGACGAUCAUCCUUAUAACGCUAUUGACCGAGAGCAAUUCUGGGCUGGGCUCAACAAUUGCUGGUUAUACGCACUUGCACAGAGACAAGAACCAAGUAGUGAUACAGAGCGAUUGACAGAUCAACAUCUUUAUAAUUUACGGGAUAUGGUCGUGACUUGGGCGGAUAAGCUAGAGCGGUAUGGAUUAGUGGAUUAUGAGAUGGGUUGGUGGGAGGCAGACAUAUUGGCUGCUAUCGAUGGUAUCUUGGCCAUGAAUUAUGCUGCUGCUCAAGCGGCUGCCCAAACUGUCGUGGCACAAGCUGCGGCGGCAUUAUUUGGUGAUGAAGUGAAUUUAUAG